AUGGGGAAGGUGGAAUUGGGGAGGCUGGUGCCUAAGAACUACCAGCAUGUCUUGGCCUUGGUGUUUGCCGUUAAUAAGAUCAACCAGGAUCCCGAGCUGUUACCCAACAUCACGCUGGGGUUCCGCAGCUACGAGAGCUUUUUCAGUCCCAGGAAGACCUAUGAGAGCUCUUUUACCCUGCUCUCCACCAGGUACCUAAUGAUCCCGAAUUACAGCUGCGACACCCAGGACAAGUUGUCAGCUGUCAUCAGGGGGCUUGGGUCUGAAAUGUCCAUCCACAUGGCAACCAUCUUAGGCAUCUACAAUAUCCCACAGGUAAGUCCUUUUUUGAAACAUGUCCGAUUUAACAACAGUGCCGGGGACGAAGUGUAUUUCGAUGAGAACGGUGAAUCAUCAGCUGGAUACGACAUUUUAAACUGGAUCAUUUUUCCCAACAAUUCCUUCAUCAGAGUCAAAGUGGGUCACGUGGACCCGCAGGCUCCUGUUGGCCAAGAAUUCACCAUUAAUGAGGCAGCCAUUGUUUGGAACAGCAGGUUCAAUCAGACAGUGCCACGGUCCAUGUGCACUGACAGCUGCCGUCCUGUAUAUGUUAGGACAGUUCGGGAGGGGGAGCCACUUUGUUGCUAUAACUGUGCUCCAUGCCCAGAAGGGACCAUUUCCAACCAGACAGAUGCGGAUCAUUGUGAUAGGUGCCCAGAAGAUCAGUAUCCAAACAGGGACCAAGAUAAAUGCAAACCCAAGUUUAUGAAUUUCCUUUCCUAUGAAGAACCUUUGGGAUUUGUUUUGGCUUCUUUUGCUUUUUUAUUUUCUCUUCUCACAGUGCUAGUGCUAGGAAAGUUUAUUAAGCACCGGGAAACUCCGAUAGUGAGAGCCAACAACCGGGAGCUCAGCUACAGCUUGUUAUUCAUUGGCCAGCCUGGCCGGGUGACCUGCCUUCUCCGACAAACAGCUUUUGGUGUCAUCUUCUCUGUCUCUGUUUCUUCUGUGUUGGCAAAACCCAUCACUGUGGUUUUGGCCUUCAAGGCCACGAAGCCAGGAGUCAGCAUGAGGAAAUGGCUGGGGAGAAGACUGGCCGGCUCCAUCAUUGUUUCCUGUUCCCUUAUCCAAGCUGGGAUUUGUGCUGUCUGGCUGGGAAUUGCUCCCCCAUUCCCAGACCUUGACAUGAAAUCAGAGGUUGGACACAUCUUAGUGCAAUGUAAUGAGGGGUCAAACACCGCCUUCUACUGUGUCCUGGGCUACAUGGGCUUCCUGGCCAUUGUCAGCUUCAUGGUUGCUUUCCUAGCCAGGAAACUGCCUGAUACUUUCAAUGAAGCCAAGUUCAUCACCUUCAGCAUGUUGGUGUUUUGCAGCGUGUGGGUCUCCUUCAUCCCCAUUUACCUGAGCACCAAGGGGAAAUACAUGGUGGCUGUGGAGAUCUUCUCUAUCUUGGCCUCCAGCGCUGGGCUACUGGGCUGCAUCUUCAUCCCCAAGUGCUACAUCAUUGUGCUGAGGCCUGACCUGAACACUAGGGAGCAGCUAGUUAUGAAAUCCAAAUCUGGGACACAGGAAUUAUGA
Molecule: messenger RNA, 1554 nt
Organism: Emys orbicularis (European pond turtle)
Lineage: Eukaryota; Metazoa; Chordata; Testudines; Emydidae
Product: vomeronasal type-2 receptor 26-like
Exons: 6
Coding region: 1-1554 (517 amino acids)
Biological process (GO): G protein-coupled receptor signaling pathway
Cellular component (GO): plasma membrane
Molecular function (GO): G protein-coupled receptor activity
Source: RefSeq, a predicted model, not a curated record